Penicillium waksmanii is the source of this 981-nucleotide messenger RNA. RefSeq lists its product as uncharacterized. Gene Ontology annotation, biological process: synaptonemal complex assembly; meiotic recombination checkpoint signaling. The transcript is spliced from 4 exons. NCBI's taxonomy places the organism in Eukaryota, Fungi, Ascomycota, Eurotiomycetes, Eurotiales, Aspergillaceae. The coding region runs from base 1 to 981 and encodes 326 amino acids. The record is from RefSeq and is a predicted model, not a curated record. Gene Ontology annotation, cellular component: nucleus.
AUGAAUGCGCCUUGGAAACUUGAAGUUCCAUCCAAACCCCGGACGGAGGAGAUGCUCAACGCUCUCCAGCAGAAACUUGCGGGCAUCUUCUUCAAGCGUGGUCUCCUGCCGCUAGUCACGUUUGGUGAACGAAGUCUUUCCAUCCCUAGAGCCCCCAACCGGGAAGGCUCCCAGGUUCACACCUAUGACGAGUUCAUCAGUGGUGAAAAUAGCCAGGCCGAUGGCCCUACCCUCCAGGUCAAGGUCAUGGAGAGAGGAAUCGAUUCUCAAACGGACCGUGUACUCGAUCUUCUUGUAGGGUCUUCGCCUCACCGUGGAAGUGGAUAUACUGACAACCCAACUACUGGACAGGAAGGAAGCAUCUUCGAGGUUCUCGUUCGACGUCGUCUUCAGGCCGUGAAAUUCACCGUCGUCAAGAAAACAGAACUGCCGAUCGAAAUCUUUGAGGCUUAUACCAUGUCGUUCGUGUACCACAGCGAGUACAGCAAGCACAAUAGCGAAUACCAGGACGUGGUUAAGACAAAACCCGGCUCCAAUGCCGGGCAAGAAGAGAUAAGAAACGCCCUCACAACCGUUCGCUCUGCCGUGGAUAUAGUAAAAGGGAUCCAGCAAAUGGAUCGCUUACUGAUUCCCCUCACAUCAACCUUCACCAAGCUACCCAGCGCUCGAGCCCUGGGGAUUUUCUUGUUGUAUACCGACGAUUGUCCCGAAGGAUAUCAAGCGCCCGAUUUCGUCGACGCGGGCGAUUUGGUAUUCAAAUUCGCGAACGAGGAGGAUCAGGCAGUACGCAAACUGAGCUGUGGUGGAAUCAGUACGGGUCAUCAUUCUGCGCACCUCAAAGUGACCUAUCUCAACCCUGUUUCGACUUCGUGUCGCACCAGCGAAGCUCACCUGUCCCCGAGAUCGGUACGCGUGACGCGUGAGGAGGCUGAAGCGAUUCCUAUUCCCUCGUUCCAGGUGCACGUCGAACGGGCUGAAUGA